Molecule: messenger RNA, 1595 nt
Organism: Lobosporangium transversale
Lineage: Eukaryota; Fungi; Mortierellomycota; Mortierellomycetes; Mortierellales; Mortierellaceae
Exons: 3
Coding region: 100-1587 (495 amino acids)
Biological process (GO): cyclic threonylcarbamoyladenosine biosynthetic process
Cellular component (GO): mitochondrial outer membrane
Molecular function (GO): ubiquitin-like modifier activating enzyme activity; tRNA threonylcarbamoyladenosine dehydratase activity
Source: RefSeq, a predicted model, not a curated record
AUCAGCUAGAGAACAAAGAGAACAACAUUAAUAGUACUGGAUCCCUUUACAUAUCCCAUAUAACCCAGAUACAUACGAACAGCUGAGAAAAAAAAAAAAAUGUGGGCUACAUUGGAAAAACUCUCGCUUUCACCUGGAGCUGUUUCAAAUUCUUCACAAUCGACCAAGAUGGUUUUGGUUGCUGCAGCAGCCUCUGUCAGUACUGCAGCCGUCUUGUUAGGAUAUCAGGGUUUGCAGCGGCGUAACAAGAACGGUCGUUCAUUGACUCUGAAGAAAAACAAGCCAACGUCGGAUCCUGUCCUUGACAUGGAGUCAUUAGAGCAUAUCAGUCAUGAUGGAUACAAACAACAGCAACAUAGAUAUCAGAAGCAGCAGACUACUGGCAAAAAAGUAGAAUUCAGUGAGGAACUGAUCCAAGAGCAAUUGGCUAGGAACAUUGCGUUCUUGGGCGAGGAAGGUGUCCAGAAACUACGUGAUUCUUUUGUGAUUGUUGUUGGAGCAGGUGGAGUUGGGAGCUGGGCCGCUAGUAUGCUUAUCAAGAGUGGCGUUGGCAAAAUCCGGAUCAUUGAUUUUGAUCAGAUUUCAUUAACAGGAUUGAAUCUUCAUGCGAGUGCUAGUCGCUUGGACAUUGGCAAACCCAAGGCCAUAGCUUUAAAAGAGUAUUUCAGGGAAAUUGCGCCUUGGGCGGAGGUAGAUGCUCAUGUGGAACGACUUGAUAAGGAUUCGGCCGCUAGACUUCUUGCAGACAAACCAGAUUAUGUUGUUGAUGCCAUUGGAGAUCUAGGAACAAAGUUACAGUUACUCAAGUAUUGUCACGAGAACCAGAUCCCUGCGAUUAGCUCGCUUAGUGCUGGCAUCAAGGCAGACCCUUCUCGCGUGCUGAUCAGUGAUAUCUCUGAGACUUUUGAGGAUCCUUUGGCGAAAGUGGUGCGUCGCAGAUUAAAGAGACUUGGCGUGGACUAUGGCAUUGAAGUUGUCUAUUCUUCAGAGAAACCUUAUAAAAUCAAGCCUAAAAAGACAUCAUUGCCAUUAACAGGAUCAGAGACGCCAGACAAUGGAUAUCGGAUCCUUCCUGACUUUCCUUCCAAUACCAAGCUGCCAGUGUUGGUGCCUUUGCCUGCCAUGUUUGGUAUGUCGAUGGCAACAUUUAUCAUCUGUAAGCUAGGAGGCUGGGAGAUGGAGCCGUUAUCAGUCAAGUUCCGGAUGGAGCUCUAUCAGCGUCUACAUCGGAAUCUCAAGGCUCUAGAGGAGACACGCUUCAACAUGCCUGUAGACAAUAGUAAUAACGACAGCGACGAUGAUGGCAACGGCAAGUUCCCAUUGAAUCGCCAUGAUAUUGGAUACCUUGUGGAGGAAAUGUUCCGAAGCAGAAGCGCCAUCUCGGCUAGUAUGGACAAGAUCGCGAUCUGUCGGUGGAGAAGAGAUGAGAAGCUGAGUCUGCUGAAUGCAGUUGUCUUGACUGAACGGGAGAUGGAAAGGCAUUUGGCAUUACCUAAGGAUGCAGAUUUGUUGGAGGUCUAUGGAAAGGAUGUGGUUGAUUAUGUAGAAGGGCGGUAUAAAGAGGAGGAACAGAUCAGCCAUAUGUAACCAUCAUC